Molecule: messenger RNA, 876 nt
Organism: Morchella sextelata
Lineage: Eukaryota; Fungi; Ascomycota; Pezizomycetes; Pezizales; Morchellaceae
Exons: 2
Coding region: 1-876 (291 amino acids)
Molecular function (GO): protein binding
Source: RefSeq, a predicted model, not a curated record
AUGCCUCUCAUCUAUCUUCCUAAUGAGAUCCUCCUUGAAAUUGCCAAAGAUCUUCUCCCAUCUUCAACAGGCUCUCUGAAUUCACUUCAAACCACCUGCCGCGGUCUCCACCGCCUCUUUGCCCCCCUCCUCACUGCCUAUUUCCACAGAAAUAAGGACACCAUCCUUCUCUGGGCUGCCAGUCGUGGCCUCACCCACCUUGUAGCCCGCCUCAUUGAGGCCGGGGCUAACAUUAACUACCGCUACCCAGCCUUCUUGGACUGCCCCACAGUCCUCGAUCUCGCUGUCGACAGCGGAUGCCUUGAAACCGUCGAACUCCUCGUCUUCAACGGCGUCGACCUUACUCCGAAGCUUGGUGUCUGUUUUCAUGGAGACUCUGUGGUCAGAAAGGCUGUGGAAAUUAAGCAUUAUGAGAUGGUCCAACUGUUGUUGGAGCAUGGUGCCUCGCCCAAUGAGAAGUCUGAACUAGGCUGUAUGUGGGAAGAGAACGAGGAGGAUUGGUGUUUGUGGGAUGAGCCGACGUUGCAUACCGCUAUAAGGACCAAUAAUCCCGCCAUGGUGAAGCUUCUCUUAAUGUAUGGAGCGGACUCUAUUGCGAAGGAUGAAGCGUGUAGGACCCCUCUUGAAGCGGCGUAUGAUAUGAUCUGGGAGAGGAAGAUGAUGGGGGAUCCGGAUUCAGAAUUAUGGGACGAAGCCAUUAGGCUAUUGAUUGAGGCGGGGGGAGAUGUUGAUCACGUGAUGGAUCUUGAAAUUGGGAGUGAGGCGAGGCUAGUGACAGAGGUCGAGGACGAGGACGAGGAGGGGGAAGGCCUUGAAGAUGGCGAUAAUGUUGAUGGCGAAGCUUCUGAAGGGGGAGAAUUCGAAGGCGAGCUUUAG